AUGGAUCGUUUCACGAUAGCCGGAUUACUUGGUAGAAUCCAGGACUACUUCUUUUUGAACGAUAAGGAAUCAGGGAUGCUACAAACAAUUUUCAUCGUUUUCUUCAUGUUAUUUGCUCCGAUAUGUGGAUAUUUUGGUGAUCGAUAUAAUCGAAAGUUUAUUAUCAUAGCUGGUCUUAUAGUGUGGAUAAGCGGCGUAAUGCUGUCCACAUUUGUGGGACGUGAGCACUUUUAUGUGUUUUUAUUUCUACGAGGAGUUGUUGGUAUUGGUGAAGCGACAUAUUCAACCGUAGCUCCUACGAUAAUCGGUGAUAUCUUUUAUGGUCCAAUGCGAAGUAUUGCGCUGAUGGUGUUUUAUUUUGCUAUACCUGUCGGAAGCGGUCUAGGAUUCAUUGGUGGCUCAUCUAUCGCUCUGUGGACUGGCAGCUGGCAAUGGGGUGUAAGGUUCACCCCUAUAAUCGGUGUGUGCUUCCUUAUUCUGAUUAUUUUUGGACUCGAGGAGCCAAUGAGAGGACAGGCUGAGCACGCUCAGAUUGAGCCGAGCACGCUAAAGCAGGAUCUAAAGUACCUACUCAGUGUGCGAACAUAUAUUCUGACCACUUUUGGAUUCACAAGCGUAGUGUUUUGUGUUGGAGCUGCAAGCUGGUGGACACCACAGUUGAUGACUUUUGCAUACGGUAUUCAACACGGUAUAGAUGACGUUCCAAAGGAUGAAGUGGCACACCUUUCUGUGAUAUUCGGCGUGAUCACAUGUUGUGCUGGGAUCGUCGGUAUCAUUGCUGGCUCUACAAUAGCUCAGGCAUGGCGAGAAGGAAACUGGUGUUUUCGACCUUCCCACCGUGCUGAUGCAUUUGUCUGUGCAGCUGGAUCCUUCCUCGCAGCUCCAUUACUAUUUAUUGCUCUGAUUGUGGCGAGCCAAUCUCUCAAUUAUGCUUGGGUACUACUAUUUUUGGGAGUUACUUGCAUGUGCCUGAACUGGGCUCUAAAUAUGGAUAUGCUUAUGCAUGUGAUCGUCACUCAUCGCCGCGCUUCUGCCACGGCAAUGCAGACGUUGAUAGGGCAUUUAUUUGGAGAUGCGUCAUCGCCGUACAUCGUCGGUUUCAUUUCGGAUGCUGUACGAGAUGGCCAAACUUCUUCGCUAGCCAAGUACCAUGCCUUGCAAUAUGCAAUGUUCUUUCCGAAUGCUGUCUUGAUUUUGAGUAUUGGGUGUUAUCUAUGGGCUACUUUUUACAUUGUUGAUGACCAUCAUCGGGCUAAAGUAGAGAUGCACGAUGGCCAAACUUCUUCGCUAGCCAAGUACCAUGCCUUGCAAUAUGCAAUGUUCUUUCCGAAUGCUGUCUUGAUUUUGAGUAUUGGGUGUUAUCUAUGGGCUACUUUUUACAUUGUUGAUGACCAUCAUCGGGCUAAAGUAGAGAUGCACGACUGCUAUGAUUCGGAACUGCAUCUGGAGAAGGUUCUGACGCAUCUGUCAUUCAUUCGAAUUAACAUCGAUAGUAUAUUACUCCCAGAAUCAAACACAUUCAUUGAACGACUGUAUAAUGAAGGAUCACUCUAUGGAAGAGUCGUGCUUCUGCAAAUGAAUCCUGAAAUAAUUCCUUUUUGGAAUCGGCACCACCUUGUCUUACGUCUACAUGUUCAGCUUAACACCCGCGGAAAGUUUUCGACACGAUUGCUCGGUCAUUGUGUUGUUCCACUUGCUGAGCUUCUCAUUCCACCAUUCAUGAUCUGUCGAGAUUUUAAUUUUAUCCCCACCAAAGGCAUGACAUUCGAGGGCACUUCGCUGAUACGCAUCGAUUUGGGAAGUCGUGAAAAGAAGUUGAGCGAAAAAUUGAGUGAACUUAGAGCAAUCCCAUAUUGGAGUCAUGUAUGUGCGUUGACGCGUGUCAGCACCGAACGUGAUCCUGGAGAGCGUAAUCGUCCAAGGGGCGCUUCGCUAGAUCGUGCUCUGUAUCCGGCCAAUGAAAACAGACCGCCUCCUCGUGAUGUGCCUAUUCAGCCUCCCGUUGCUAAUUACGCUAGAGGUGACAGACAUCCACAGCGCAGUCUUGCUCCGCAGUACGUUCCAAAGCCGGGCCCAGUGCCAUUUCGUGAAAGAGUUCCUUCGAAUCUCACUGACUUAUCUGACUCGGUAUUCGAAGAGCAGUGCGUUCGUUGUGGGGUCCCUCGCCCAGCGAGUUCGGGCUCUGACCCUAGGCGUGCAUACGCUUUGGAUUCUCGUCGCGAAUUUCGCCCAGCAGCUUUUUAUUUACGCUCUAGCACAUCCUCAAGCUCGUCAAAGAAAGAGAGAACGAAGAAAGUCCUCAAAGCAAAUGCCUCAUUCAACUCACUGUUCAUGAAGCUCGCGGACUUCCACCUGUACGGGAUGAAAGACACUUGGUUUUGUUCGGCUAACCCACUGCCAAUUGAAGAAGCGCAUCGUGUUGAUUACGAGAUGGUGGAUUUGACUGGAACAGCGAGCCUAAAUAACGAGGUUCCUAUAAUAACUGUAGGUUUUAAGAUCAAACAU
Molecule: messenger RNA, 2505 nt
Organism: Cooperia oncophora
Lineage: Eukaryota; Metazoa; Nematoda; Chromadorea; Rhabditida; Trichostrongylidae
Source: the annotation of a GenBank genome assembly